Messenger RNA from Anoplopoma fimbria (sablefish), 419 nucleotides. RefSeq names its product cilia and flagella associated protein 90 (gene cfap90). The coding region runs from base 1 to 414 and encodes 137 amino acids. The record is from RefSeq and is a predicted model, not a curated record. NCBI's taxonomy places the organism in Eukaryota, Metazoa, Chordata, Actinopteri, Perciformes, Anoplopomatidae. The transcript has 3 exons.
AUGGACGUUUCUGAGGAGGCUCGAACCAAACCGCUUGCAACCUUGUCUGCUUUUAGUUACAUCCCACCGCGAAGAAAUGAACCCAAAGAAAUGUCAUACUUCAACAGAGUGUCCACGGUCCCAGAGGUCUCCACGCACGACCAGGUGUUCCACCAGGAGGAGGGUUAUGAUAUGAUGCUGCACCGAGACGACAGACAACACUAUAAAGGGAGAGGACUGGACAUAAACGAGGAGGAGAAGUCCAGAGUCGUACCAGUGCGCUCCUCCGCAGUAUACGGCCGUAGACCUGUUCCUCUUCUCUGCCAAACGGGCCGGCAGUACGCACGCGUGGCCUGCAUAAAUGCGGAAUUUUUCAGGAAAAAUGGGAUCAUCUGGAAUGUGGAAGAAGGAUUCGGAACAGUGGCCCCGAGUUAAAGUAU